Molecule: messenger RNA, 876 nt
Organism: Cimex lectularius (bed bug)
Lineage: Eukaryota; Metazoa; Arthropoda; Insecta; Hemiptera; Cimicidae
Exons: 1
Coding region: 91-834 (247 amino acids)
Source: RefSeq, a predicted model, not a curated record
GGUUUCCUUUAUCUAUAGAAACAGUUCUAAAGUCAUGCAUCCCAGUAAAAUUUCAAACGUUUGAGACUUUCCAAGUAGUGAAGAGAAGAGAUGAGGGUGAUUCAAGUCGUGGUAAUCCGAGGUAACGUAAAAAUAAAAGAUUUAUUUAUUAUAGACGACGGUAAAGAGAUAACCUUCGGCGAUGAGAACAGCCUUAGUGAAAGCGAGAGACAUCUCUUAAAACUAGACCAGUUAAUUCACAGCAAAUCGAAGACGAUUACGGCAAAAGUCGACUGUUAUACAUCAUCACUGUUCGAAACAUUACUUAGAGACUCUGACAUCAUCAGGGCGAGGUUUAUGAACACGGUUUUCGCCUCUUACAGAAGGGCGAACCAUUUCAUCCUGAUAAACGUGAACUUGUCGGAGCCUAGGAAGGAAGUGAUGGACCAAAAGGGCAGCGGUCUGUUCGAGCAACUCGGUCUCGAGCGACGAGAGGUAGACCAUGCGAUGGCUUGGUUUUCGACAUUAGGCGGGGCGUUUUCGGCACUAGGCGAUUGUUUAGACUAUUGCGCCGUCAUGGCUGGGAAGAUCUCGUUACAGCAGUUUAAACUGGCUCUUCGCCUCAACGAUCCUUUUCUCAUCGCGAGGUGUCGGUUAUACCUCUCGCUCAGCCUCAUCCAGCAAGGGUACUUCAAAGAAGCCAAACGAAUUAUACUUUCCCAAUAUGCAUUUGCAACCAAAGACAAUUACGAUCAGAAACUGAUUUCUAUGUGUCACGGUAUAGCAGCUAAGUGGAGAUACGAUAGAAAAAAAUUUAAACACAACAAAUGUAUUUUAUUAAAAAAAAUUCAGUAAUUAAAACUUAUUUAUUUCAUAAAUAAACAAUUUAUAAAAGCA